Procambarus clarkii (red swamp crayfish) is the source of this 10944-nucleotide messenger RNA. RefSeq names its product protein tramtrack, beta isoform. Gene Ontology annotation, molecular function: protein binding. Gene Ontology annotation, cellular component: nucleus. Lineage: Eukaryota; Metazoa; Arthropoda; Malacostraca; Decapoda; Cambaridae. The record is from RefSeq and is a predicted model, not a curated record. Gene Ontology annotation, biological process: regulation of transcription by RNA polymerase II.
CCUUUUCACAUAGCCACAAAAACCACAACAAAAGUUGUGGUUAAGAGAAUCCAUAAACAAAAAUGUGAAUUAUACACUGUUUAAUUAUUACUAUUUUCUCGUCAAUGAACGAUCUAGUCAUGGGGGCGGACCAGUUCCUUUUAACCUGGAACAAUCACCGCUCUAAUUUUGCUGAAGUCUUUACGCAGCUUCGAGUCCAAGACCAGCUUGUAGAUGUUACACUACUAUGCGACGGUGGCAGCUACCCCGCCCACCGGCUCGUUCUGGCUGCAUGCUCCCCUUACUUCCACCAAUUAUUUACCCGAUUACCUACCCAACAUCCGCUCAUAUACCUCAGGGACGUCAAACAAGCUGAGCUUGAGGCUCUGCUGGAGUUCAUUUAUCGCGGGGAGGUGAGUGUUGCAAACAGUGAACUAACUGGUCUCAUCAAGAUUGCUGAGAGUCUACGCAUCAAAGGCCUUGGAGAUGUCUCACAACGGGAUCAUCAGACCAGCACAGGAGAAAAGAGAGCAUCUUCCCCCAUUUCUCCAGCAUCCCCUUCACCUCAUAGCCAUAAUCCUCGACCAAAGAAAGUUCCCCGUCUGUCCACUAGUAAUGUAGAGUCUAAGGGCUUAGACACCAACUUUGCAUCACUGUUGUCUCCAGCUAACAGCUACGGUCAUGCCAUAAACAAAUCCAGUAAUAAUAAGAAUAAUGAUGGGUUUGAACAGUUAAUGGAUUCAAGUUGUGCAGACCUUCCUGAACAUGACCUUGAUGGAGACCAGACUCCCAACCCUACUUGGGACCUCUCUCUUUCAGAAUCCAAGUUGCGCUCAUGCCUUGAGGGCCUGGAAUCUGUUACUGCUGCUCAAACACUUGCUCAGUCCGUUGCUCAUACUGUCCCUCAGUCCAUUGCAAUUCCUCGAACUCUCUUUACCUCUACUCCCACUAAAGUUUCAUCAAGUAAAAGGGAUGCUGGAGAAACUAUCAAGGAGGGUAACCGAGGGGCAUCUCGAAGAAAGAAUCAUGAACCCCAAGAAGGCAGGAGAGGUAAAGGCCUCUCAUCAAAUAUUUUGCCAUCAAACAGCCAAGAGAAUGUGAAGGAUGGAAAGCAGAUCCCCAAAGAAAAUAUAAAAUGUGAGUUGGAUGCAGACAGCAAUGCUGCUACCUCAGUAGAGACAGACAAAUGCACAGACCCUUCUCUGCUGCCCAUGUAUGAUACUACCAGUGAACUGGGAGGAACUGUCGGUGAUCUCACCAACCCUCUUCUGGCCAGCUACCGCCAUAUGAUAAGUCUGGUGGCUGAGGAUCGCGCCUUCUCCCCACUCAUCCCAACCACUGUACAGGAACAGCAACAAGUCCCAUCUCCCACCAACAAGGAGUCUCGGAGUCUGACCUGCCAAUUGUGUGGCGCCACCAUCAAGCAUAUAGCAAAUUUCCGACGCCAUAUGAAGCAGCAUCUUAACCCACGACGUUUUCCUUGCCCGUGGUGCUCUGCUGCUUUUGGUCGGAAGGAUAAUCUAAAAACACAUACUAGGAAACAUCACCCGGUGGAGGUUGAGACUCAAGAAGCUGGAAUGUUGCCAAUUGGGGGUAGAAGAGCUGAUAAUGGCGAGAACAUGGAUGAUGGUAAAGGGCUACCCGGUUUGAAUGGCUUAGAAAAUGAAAGUGGUGAAGGCAGGGAUGGGGGUCCUGAUGAAGCCGAUCGAGAAGAGGAUAGGGAUGAUUCAUCUGAUCACAACGAAGGUCUGGUCAUUGCCGAAGACACGGAAGAAGAUGAUGAUGAUGACGACGACUUGCAUUCACAAGCAGAUGAUGGUCAGUAAAGAUUUAACUGUUACACUUUGCAAGAGUUUUUGCAAUAUUACCAUUGAGGAGGUGCACUGCUUGUCACUUACCUCUCUCUAUCGGGAUCACAGACUGGGGGUUAAUUUAUUACCAUCUUCAGCACUCUGUUGAUAAUUAUUUAUUAGAUGUUGGAAGGAGUGCAUUGACUUCUUGCACUUAUGAAAAAGAGGUCCAACACUGCAGAGGUUAUUACCAUAUAUAUAUUUUGAAUGUAGAUGUGUUUUUAUGAAAUAAAUUUUACAGUGCCUAAAUGUAAUGGAGGCAGACCCAAAGUUUGUUUCAAACAAAGAUUUUGUAUCUACAGACAAUAUUUGAAAUGCCUUAAUGUUCAAUGAUAGAAUAAUUGAUGUUAAGAAAUUUUGUAUACAACCAAAUUUUGAAGAAGCCUUGCCUCUUUGCUCAUAUCAGUACAGACUAUAGAUACAUUUUGAGUGUGUUAUUACUAUACAAUGUACUUUUAAUAUUUGAGUGCAUUAAUUGAUAGUAGAUUUGGUACCUAGUGGUGUCUAGUCAGAAGAAACAUGAUUACCAAACUUGUGAGUGUGUGCGAUUGCAUCGUGUGUGUGUGUAUUUGUGUGUUUAUAUGUGUACAAAUGUUACAAUGAAGCUGCAAUAAUAGUCUAGUCUGAAUAUUGCCACACAAACCAAACACUUUACUACGUGAUAACCCCUCACCAUGUGCAGGACUUGCUCACGUGGGUUGACAUGCCAAUGCUCGGUGUGGCUGGUGACAACCUGGUUUAAAUUUGACUUUAAGAUCCCGUAACAAUUUUAUACUCCCUAAUGUUAGUUACUGUCUAGGCCAUUAGGUGUUUUCUUCGAGAUAAUCGAAUUCUAGGUAAAUUGUUGUUGAUAAAUUGGGGAAUUGCAGUAACAUGAUGAAGCAGUAAAAGUGCAUUACCAUAGUUUUUAAAGCUUGGUGCCUGGUAGAGUUGUGUGUGCCCACACUUUGAUUGUUCACAAUCACUCACAUCAUAUUGUUAUUGUCCAACACAUGUGGCUUAUGGCAACUGUUGUGCUUAGUACAUUAUCAGGCUAUCCCUAAUUUACCGUGUAAAGAUGUGGGAUAAUAUGUAAUGUUGAUGAAUAACUUUUUAAGCCUGAGUCAUGUCAGAAGUAGAGUAAGGGUCAUUUGUUAUUCAUGGCCACUGCAAAGUCUGCAAAUAAUUGCAAUUUUCAGGUAUAUAUUUCCACGAGCUUACCUGUUAGGUUAAAUAAACACCAAUUUGACUGUACAUUAUUGGGUUCCUUAGGGUGUUUAUGCUGAACUGACCUCAAGUGUUGUUUGUUAUCCAAUAUAACAACUGUUAGCCUGGCUCUGGAUUACUGUACUAGUUAAUACUUGAAAUCCCACUUAUGGCAUUCCACAACGAAAUCACUGUUUCCUUGUGUCUAAUUAAAUGUUAUGAAAAAUUUGUUGAGAAUACAAAUAUAUAAUGAAAUAUAAUUUGGUGAACAAGGAAAUCAGUGGAAAAGUCAUUUGUAUCGUGACCUUUUCAAGUUUUAUUUUAAUUUAAACUAUCAUUAUUACAGAAACAGCUGUCAAAGUGUUGUAUUAUGUUGUCUAUCAGAAUGUUAUGGAUUGUUCGCCUACCACCUCAUUCUUGCAACUUUUGCUGUAUCAGACUUUUAACAUUUGUAAUUUUUUUUUCUGGAGUAUUUUCUGCUUUCAUGUGUAAUGAAAGAUAAGGUACCUAAUUGGUCAAUAUUGAAGACAAAUCAUUGCUUUAACAGUUCCAAAUUGUAUCAUCUGAGCAGUUUGAUUUUUUCUAUGGAAUACUGUACUGACAUGGUAGAAUUGUAGAAUUGAAUAAUGAAGACAAUCAGUUUGAACCAAAACAAUGGCUUAUGUAAAUAACUAGCCACCAUCCCCCCCCCCAAGUUUAAGAUGCGUUACUUCAAAUGUAUCUUUUACUUUUCAUUGUUGUCUGCUGAACCAUGUACACACUGUCAAAGAUGAUUUAAUUUUGGAAUAAACACGUGUAUAGAUUGUUCUAACAUUGUAAGUCGCGUAAGUGUUGGGAGGGGAGGGAUUUGUCUGUUCAUUUUCUACACCAUAAUGUAUUUUAAGACCAAGAUGAUAUUUUAACCAAUGUGCCCUCUAAAUGUGCCCUCUAAAUGUUGCUCACACCCAAUUGAUCUUUGUUACUCGUGUUUGUGCAGCAGGUCAGUUUAAACUCGAUACGGCACACUGUAACGCAUCUGAACACCUGUGCCCACCACAUAUAUUAUAUAUAUACAGUAUAUAAUAAAUAUAUAUAUUUAUAUAAUAAAAUGUGUGUGCGAUAUGCAUAACCUUUUCAAAACACUUCGGUGAACAUCUUGUCAGAACAGUCCUUCAGGAAUUGUAUUAUUUUCAGAGUUAUUCUUACUAAAGUUAAAAUAAUUGUUAUGUUCUUGCAACAAGGAAAGGAAGGUAGCUAGGCAGGGAAAUAUUUUCUUUAUCAGGAUCUGGAGUCUAGUCAGGUGCUGGAUCAGUUGUAGUAAGUGGCAGCUGAAGUAAGGUAUAACGAAUGGACAAAUGCAAUGACACUAGAGCCAUUCUUGUCAAGAACAGUAGUACAGUAUAAUGCAGUGUUUGUCAAGUAUAGUACAGUAUAAUACAGUAUUUGUCAAGUACAGUGCAAUAUAAUGCACUGCUUGUCAAGUACAGUACAGCUGUUAUAAAAAUGAGAAUAUAUACCUGGAGGAGACUUGAGAGUUUGGUAGUGGAAUGUAAAGCACGAGGUAGAAUCAAGAUGCGAUUAAAUAGACUUUGAGAUACUGUACCUUUUCCAGAGUGUGUUAGCAAGGAUAUAAUAAGAGAGCCAGCCCUGAGAAACUGCACCACAUGGCAUGCAAGUUUAAGCUUAUCAUUCAUCCCUCAGUGGGAUUUGUUUCAAACAUGCAAGAUUAUGUAAUAUGUUUAACUACCAUAUUUUUCUUGCUGUUUAUCUCCGAGAUGCCAAGGGGGAGUAGAGCUAUUUUUAUAUGGCAGAUGAAAAUUGGAAGAUUUUAAUUAAGUUAAAUGUUUAGUUUAAUCAAAUUUGUAUUCUUAGUGAUUGCUUGACUUAGGUUAAUGUUAGAUAUGACUGCAUUGCAAAUUAAAUGAACUCUUAUAUUAGUCACAAAGAAAAAUCAUUUCUAUAUUUUAAGAUUACAAAACAGUCCAGUAAUUAAUAACAGCAGUGUUCUCACAAAUAAUAGGGCAAUCACCCUUCCCUCCCUUAAUCUGGUAGGUACACAUGCUGCUCUAAAUGUCAUCUCUUUAAACUUGUAAUAUCAGAUAUAACAGAAUGUGUACAAGGUAUAAAGAAAAUCAACAUUAUCUUUAGAUCUAGCUUAUAAUGGUUAUAGAGAGUGAAGGAUUGUGUAAGCAAGAGGUUGAAACAUUGUGAGAAAAGAUGUUCACUAGAAUUUGGUAUUUUGAGAAGGCUGUGCAAUGAGCGUUUCAUUUUGGUUGAAUAUUUAACUUAACUGAUAGAUUUUAAUUUAUAUGUGUGAGGGGCCAUUGUGAUUGUGAUGAUUGUGUGUGGUAGACCAGCUAUGUGAGAAGGUCAAACAGCUGUCAGAACACACAUUGAGGAGCCUUCCCCAAGUGAAGGUUAUAAUCGGCAUUUGUAGAAGAGUUCGUGGUGAGUUGCUAAUUACAGUAACUUAAAUUGUGGUACGGUGCACCAAAUUCCAUGGGUCACUUUAUUGAUCAUAUGCCAGGUGAAUGAAUUAUAUGGUUAUGCCUUAAGAUAUUACUUGGUUUAUCUUUUGAAACUUUUCUACCCAGAUUAAAUGUAAGAUGGCAAAAUAAUGUACUUAAUUAGCUAAGGUAAUGCACGUAUGUAGUUAUCAAAUGAUGUGUUAACAUCUUUAAAUGACAUUUGUACCAAGCUGAUAUAUGUUCUUACAGGUUUUAGUGCUGAGCUGAGCCAAUGGUUACUGUUAGUGCCUAUUGACUGUAGAGCAAACUCGGCAUGUUGAUGAUGUGGGUGCACUCGUAUCCCCCUUGAUUGCUGCUUACCACAGCCUAACUAUGGUAAUUCACAACCUCAUUGCAAGUGAAGCCUAAAAAGAAUCCCAUUACUUGAGCAGUUAGCAGUUCAGAACUGUGAAUAGCAUUACAGUGCAGUACUGUGAACAGCAGUGCAGAACUGUAAAGAGUUCUGUAGUACUGAAAAUAGCAGUGCAGUUCCUUAAAUAUUUUGUGCUCUUUUUCUUCUUCCCCGAUUUUUAUACUCGUCUCUUUGAGUUUAAAUCAUCAGACAUUGAAUUUUCAAUGUUGUUUCAUGGCCCAAUCAGUAAAUUCAGAAUUAUUAUAUAUUAAUUAAAUUUGAAUUACAGUAUUGAAAAGUACUACCAUUACAACAAAGUAGAAUUUUAAUCACUUCUACUUAUAGGCCAAAAAUAUAAGAUUUGCAUCAAUAUCUAUUCUAGUCACAAACUUAUGAUGUUCAUUGAGGAUUACUGUGAAGCAGUCAAAACCUAAGAGUUGGAUACCAUGACAUUACAAAGUGUGUAUUGUGAAUACCACUGGAAAGAAGGCAGCUCUUAGAAAAAUGAGAUAAUAUGUAUGGAUUGCACAUGAUUUUUAAGGGUGCAUUUACAUCAUCAGUAUUAGAACUGUUUAACACCAAUUCACAUCUUUGUGGUGAUGAUAAUUAUAUUCCCAUAGAUGAUGAAAUGAAUAAGUGAAGAAUUCUGUCUUGAAUGGCUAUGAAGGAAUUAAGUUUGCUACUAAUAAUGAAGAAUGGCGUUUGUUGACAAGUUGCUAGUCAGGAUACCAGUUUUGUUACUAACACCAGAGAAUAGUAUUUAUGAAAACCUAGUCAAGGUAUAGGGUUACAUGUAUUACUAACACCAGAGUAAUGUUUUAUUUUAGAAGGGAAACUUAUUACUAAUACCAGAGUUUUGUGUGUUCCAUGUUCCUAGGAAGAGUGUUAGUACUAAUGCCAGAGAAUUGAACCUGUUCCUAGGGAGAUGUGAACAAAAUGACAAUCACAGAAGAAAAUACAUCAGCAUCGCCACCUGGACAGUGUAUGCACCCAACUUAGUGACAGUGUCACAAUUUAUCAUGCCACGUUAAAUAAAAAGAAUACCUUAGGCAACCUUGUGAUUAGUGACUAGUCAUGAAAUAAGUUUAUUACUAAUACCAGAGAAUGAUGUUUAGUCCUAGGGAGAUGUAGUUGUGUGGUUAAACUAACAUCAGGUUUGUAAUCUAGUCUCGUGUAAGAGGAAAUACUAACACAACUAACCCUCGGUCUUACCUCCAAUAUUAAAUAACUUGUGGCCCCACCCCAAGUAACUUAAGAGAACAGUAGUUGACCAAUGUAGCCGUCUGUAUCAUGAUGGCUCAUUUCCUCUAGGAUCAUCCCUUAAUCUUAGACCAACAUUUUUCCUAUUUGGGUGAAUUCUGCUUUUUGAGAAUUUCAACACCAAUUUCUUAACAUAGAACGUUUGGGUUAGUAUAUUUCAUUCUUGUGGGGGCCUUAAUGCUGAAUUAAGAGUAAUCAUCAUCAAUUAAUUUUGGAUUGUGUGGUUCUCAUCUUUGUGGUAACGUAGGUAGCUCAAGUCCCUUUAGGGAUUUUCUUUCUUAUAGUGCAAACCAUAAAUGAUGUUAACUGUUGGCAACUAAGGACAUGAUGCGAAAGUGAUUUUGUAGAGUCAUUUGACAAUGUCCUAAAUACAUCACUAUUUUUAUUCAUGUUUAAAGAAGUACCCAUUAAUAUAGUUUUUGAAGCAGUUUGAAGAGUCAGUACUAGGUGACAUCUUUAAUAAUUGUAUACCUAUCUUUCUGGGUAUUACUCCUUAUGAAGAAUAUUUGCUUUCUUUCUUUCAAACAAAAUACGUAAUACACACCCAUCCACCUCUUGAGAUUAUACACACACACACACACACACACACACACACAUACAUACAUACAUACAGUUGAGAGGCGGGACCAAAGAGUCAGAGCUCAACCCCCGCAAGCACAAAUAGACGAGUACUUACAUACAUGCAUACACACACACACACACUACAAAAUAUUUUUCCACUAUCCUGUCCCCUUCCCUUGUCUGUCAUUCUCAGACACAGAUUUACAAUACUGUACAUAAAUACAGUAUACAGCAAAUAUAUAUCAUAAUGUAGUUAAAGCAUACCUCAGAGAGGAUGUAGACAAUUUUUAAGAAUGCCAUCAUAGAGUGUAAGGAAGUAUCAGUGUUGUAUUAGUUGGAACACAUGCUCUAUUAUGACUGGUGUUGCAUUCCAUUUGUUUGUGAGACACAAAGCUUGACUUCGUGCAUCCUUGACUGUCCACACUGUAAUUGCAGGAAGGAACUGCUCAAGCAGAAAUGGCAAUUGCACUUACUAUCUGUGAUUUGCUGUUGGAUAUUUACAUUCAUGAACAAGGGGCCAUAUACUGUGUGUAUAUAUAUACAGUAUAUAUAUAUAUAUAUAUAUACUGUAUAUAUAUAUCAGUACAGUAUAUGAAAAUUGAACCUUUUGGAAUCAUUUCUCAUCAGACAGAAUAAAAGUGAGUCCGCCAUUUUUACUGAUAAAUAGUAAGACCUAGUUAAAGUAGCUGCAGCAUCUGCGGACUUGGAAGAGACAAAACGUGUGUUUCAACUUCAGGAUAUGCAAGCAUUUUCAAGAUGCAGCCUGUUUUCCUUUUUUUUAUGUAGAUAUAAUAGAUGUUUGUGGUGUUUUCUUCUAAUACCUGCAGCUCGUGAUGUGCCUUACUUACAUUAUUAGGUCCUUAGCCGAGUAGGAGCUGCUGGGUUUACAAAUGUGACCUGCAAUUUUCAGCCUUAGAUGGGAUACCCAUAAGGAUCCUUUUCCAUUGUGUAUUGAUAGUGUGAGGCACAAGUGGUCUUUUGGCUGUAUAUUAUAGUUUUGAGUCAGAGUGUGGUAUUUUUCCAAAGACUUCCUGACUAUAAUGAUGAUAACUUUUUUCUUUAAAUACCGUAAUUACUGGAAUUUUUUUUUGCACUUUAGUGUUUAAAAGAAAACAAGCAAAUAAUAAUAAUACAGGUGGUAAUAAUAAUAAAUAAUAAAUAAAAUUAUAAUCUAAAAAUAAUAGCCAUGUAAUGGAACUGGAAUAUAAUUGCAAGUUAUUAUUGGACUGCACUCAAGAAUAAUUGUGCUCGUAUAUUUGAGCUUAUUUAGAAAGACCCUCGUGACUUGUUUUCAUUAUUGUUGAGAAAUACAAACAUGGCAUUUCUAAGCUUAUUGCAAGAAUUGCAACAAUACAGUUUUGUGUGUCAGAAAGAAUUUACCAUGUUUGUAGGAUGAGCUUACGGGAAUGACGAGGUGAACAUAAUAAAAUUUAUUGUACCAUGUAACGAGACUGUACAAAGCAAGAGCAACCAGACUUCUAUAUGCUCAUGCUUGUUACCAAGGAAGGUGUACAGGGAUACAUUAUUGUAACCUUAUUCUGCUCAGUAAUUUGUAGUAGUAAUUGUGGAAGUUGAAUUAAGUGAAUCAAUCAUUGUUUCAGUUUCCCAGUACAUAGCUACCUGACUGCCCCAUAAAUGCCCGACUGUAGAAUUUACCUCUACGAAUAAUUACAUUUAUUUUUAAAUUGCAUUACAAUAAAGCUUUAAAUAGGGGUACUGUAUGUAUUUGUAAGUCAUUUACAUACUGUAACUUUGCUCAUGAAAUCUUUUCUUUUUUGUUUAUUUUGUUUAUUACUAUUCACUGAAUCUGUGAAUAAUAAAACCAUUUUCAUCAUCAUUUGUAUUGUUAAAUUGACAUCAAGUGAACACACUCAUGUUUUUUCUUGACUAUUUCCUGUGGCUUUUAAACAAGUUCAUAAAAUAAUAAUAACAAAACAUAUUCUUAAUGUAAUCUUAAAGACAGGAUGUGCAAGAGUAAAUUAUUUCUUCAGUCAGUUGUAACUUGUUCCUACAAUGUAGUCCUCUCUCUGUCCUUCUUAGACUACCAUAGGUUCCACCAUAAUGUACUGAGUUGAUAUCAAAUAGGACAAGUGGGUAUUUUGCUCAGUGUUUUGAUUAGUCCAAGAUAUUGUUCACUUAUUUGGGAUUGUUGGGGUAUAUGUGUGCAUGUGUUGGGGGUACAUGCAUGCAUGUGUGUGUGUGUGUGUGCAUGUACUGUAGUAGAGUUGUGAUUUUAGUUUGUAUUUAAUUUGAUUGUAGGGUACAAAUAUUAUGGGUUAUCAUGUCUUGUGCUUACUUAUGUUUGGUUAAGCAUUGGCUGGAGUUAUACAAGGUGGUGUUUUACAAUGGAGAUGGGAUAUGUAUGAAUAUGUUGCAGUUUUUUCUGCAAAUGAUUCACUUUUUCCAAGUUGCUCCCAAUCAUUUUAAGAAAAAUCCUUUAAUUAUAUAUGUAUAUAUAUAUAUAUUUUAUAUAUUUACACAUUUCUUUAUUAUUAUGAGUUUAUGACAAUUCAGUAAAGCAUCUUGGAAAAAAUAACAAGAUCUCUUGAUUAAAAAAGCAUGUUGAAGGAUUGCCAUGCUUGCAGAAAUAAUAUUUAUGUUGCUUUACACAAUUAAUCAGAAUUCUGAUCAUCCAGGACAUGAAUACCGGUGUGUGUAUAUAAAGUAUUAAUGAUUUUUGUCAAAUGAUUGUCCUGUCAAAUAAAAAUGUUAUUGUGCUUAUCACAGAAGUUCAUUACAUUUCAUUAUAUGAUCUCAUGGGUAAUAUUUUUCAUAGGCCUAAUUAUGCUCUGGAUAAUCAAGUUUCUUUUUAACUGAAUAUUUGGUAGUCAAAGGUAUGGUUAACAGGGUCCUGUAUGUAGAUAUUUUGAUGAUGUAAGAAGUGUCCAAGAGCUUACAUGUCAGACCAGGUGGCUCUGUUGUAUACAAUGCCAGAGUGGCUAUGGUUUUCACUGUAUUGCUGUGGUAGACUUCUUGCCAAGUUUUUCACAAAUGCAACAUUGUAUGUUUUUGCAAUCCUUUGACAAAUAAAUUUGCAAGUAAAUAACACCUCUCUGCACGUAACAAGAAGUGAGACCUUACUAAAGAGCCACAGAUGGCUUAUACCGGUACCUACUGUUCGUGCCACAUUUCUUCCGCCUUCUCCAAUGGCACUGCCUCAACAGUGCCAUUUGUGUGACCCACUUUAUAUUCAGAGGCUGUUUAAUGUAUUUCACUAGUCAGGAUGUAUUUAAUGUAUCUUUUAUAUUAUAAUAAAAGUGUGAUGUGUGGA